Molecule: messenger RNA, 860 nt
Organism: Planococcus citri (citrus mealybug)
Lineage: Eukaryota; Metazoa; Arthropoda; Insecta; Hemiptera; Pseudococcidae
Exons: 2
Coding region: 43-735 (230 amino acids)
Source: RefSeq, a predicted model, not a curated record
GUAACAUCGUACAUUUCUUCAAAGUAAAUUGCAACAUUCACAAUGGCAUUCCAAGGGAAAAUUUUAUUCAUCGUAGCUCUUGCGUUUUUGGUCAUCCUGAAGGUUCGCUGCGAUGACUCGGAACACACUUCUUCUGGUCACAUGUUUCUCACAAGAGGCGUCAAUGAUGUAGAUGAAGCUCCUGAUCAAAUGGACGACUCAGACGACGAAGGAGAUAUCAGCCCUCCAUCAAGUGAUACUCCAAUGCCUACUCAUCGCGUUCAAGAAACCAUUUACGAAGACCUCCAUUCCCCCGAAGCGAUGCAACUUUUGACCGAAGAAUAUGUCGGACUCGUUGAAACCGAAAUCGCUGCAGAAACCGUUAAAGAAAUAAUGGACCGGGUAAAAAAAAUUUUAACAGAUCAGAGAGCGAUACCAAACUUCAAACAAAUCAGAGGAGAGAUUUACAAAUACAUGACCAAUAAGAAAACCCCUCCGAUGAUUGAAGGAUUUCUCAAAAAUCGUUACAAUUAUUAUGUGAACAAGAAGACGCCUGCUUUAAUUAAGCAGAAAUUCAAUAACGUUAAAACGAUCGUUGAUAAUGAAAAUGUUCCCAAGCAUAUUGAAUUCUUCAAAAAGGAGAUGUACAAUUUUCUCAACCAACCUGGAGAUGUGCGGAAGAGAAUCGCCAAUGGGUUCACUAUUCUCUACACCGUAUUAAAUUUACCUCAUAUUCCAUUCCUCUUGGGCUCUUGAGUAAGUAGAAGUGUUACAGAAUGUAGAAUUAGUUUUAAAAUCAAUCAACCAUUCAAAAUCUACAAUUAUUGUACGAUUGUUCUAACUAAAUGAAUAAUACAUAUAAAUCAAUUUUACCGAUUGAA